AUUGGAAGCCGGGUGAAUCAAGUUGGUUCGUUAUGAAAUGAACAACGACGACGUAAUAUGGCACACUAUCAACCAUUCAUUUUGCUCUUUUGUUGUCAAAACUAAAACUGGAAGGUUUUGCAGAAAUGAUGAUAACGUAACGGGAUUGUGCAAUCGACAUUCUUGCCCAUUAGCCAAUUCACAGUAUGCCACUAUAAAAGAACGAGAUGGCAUCAUCUACCUGUAUGUAAAAGAACCUGAACGUAUACCUUAUCCUGGUAAACAGUGGGAGCGGAUUAAGUUACACAGAAAUAAAGAUCAAGCUCUGAAACAAAUCAAAGAGCACUUAUUAUAUUGGGAUAAAUGGAUAAUAAGCCGCGUCAAGCAGAGAUUCUUCCGCACAAGAGAAUAUCUUAAAAAUAUGCGACGUUUAGCGUUAUCAAGACAAAAAAAAUUAGAGCCUAUUAAUCAAAAAGUUGAAAGACGUGAACUAAGAAGAGAAGCAAAAGCACUACGUGUAGCACGCAUUGAACGUACUGUAGAACAAGAACUGUUAGAACGAUUACGCGCAUCAACAUCUUCCAAGGAAAUAUAUAACAUAGAUCAGUCUGCCUUUGAAAAAGCUCUAGAAGCUGAAGAAAUAAAUGUAGAAUCUGAUGAAGAAUACGAAAGUGAAGAAGAAGAGGAAGAAGAAAUCGCUUACACUUCAGGAUCUGAUGUAGAAGACAUUGAAGAUAUUGGAGUAAUUGAUGAGGAAAAUGAAGAAGAGGAAGAAGAAGAAGUUGAACAUAACAUUGUCCUGACCAAUCCGAAAAAGAAGCGUAAAAUUACCAUUCACUAUGAAAAAGACGAUGAAUAAACAUUCAUUCCAUUCCCAUUGUAUAUAAUCUUGUAUAUUUAAAUGGAACAGACUAUUAGUGGUUCUUUUAACCAUACAAAAUUUGGAUCUUAUAAACCAUGGGAUUCAUUUUUUCAAACAGUUUUUGCCAGUAGUGUUCGCAUAACAACGGUUAUAAGCCAUAACUUUGUAUAUUUCAAUAUAAAGAUAGUGGCUUAUUU
Molecule: messenger RNA, 1038 nt
Organism: Schistosoma turkestanicum
Lineage: Eukaryota; Metazoa; Platyhelminthes; Trematoda; Strigeidida; Schistosomatidae
Source: the annotation of a GenBank genome assembly